This is a messenger RNA of Vicia faba (fava bean), 1944 nucleotides long. NCBI's taxonomy places the organism in Eukaryota, Viridiplantae, Streptophyta, Magnoliopsida, Fabales, Fabaceae. The record is from the annotation of a GenBank genome assembly.
AUGAGUCUAGUUUAUGAAUUUAUGUUCCUUUUAUUUUCACACCUUGUACUGCGUCUUGUGUUGGCGGGUGGAUAUGAGGAUAAAUACGGAGAUUGUCCAACUUCAUUUAGUUGUGGAUAUCUUGGCAAUAUCAGCUUCCCUUUUACUACAACACAACGCCAGGACUGUGGCUUAUUGCCAAUACAAUAUUGUGAUGAUGUUUCAAUGAAGCCCAAAAUGAUCCAACUUCAGAAUAAAAGGAAACAGUUUGAGUUUGACGUAGAAUUUGUAAGUCCAACAGAGUAUCACGGAGGUCAUGCUACUUCUGAUUGUGUUUUUAGAGACAAUAGUCUGCGCAAACUGCUGAAAAACCAACGUUGUGAAGCGUUCAGAUAUAAUUACACUCUUCCUCUCACUCCUCACUUUGCUUUUUAUUUGGAAACUUACACAAGCUUGUUCAUGUGCAACCGUACCCUCCGUUUCAACCCUCCGACAUAUAUUCAUAACUAUACAAAGUGCCCUCACUAUAAUUUCUACUACCAGCCUCACAUCUAUACUGAUAAAGAGUCUUGGAGUGCUUUUACAGCUUGUGCAAAUGUCAAACUUCCUAUUAAAGACAUCCCUGACUCUGACGAUCCUUUUACUUUUAUAACUGCUGAUAUCCCAACUAAAGUAAGCGUAACAGAGGAAUGUGCAUAUUGUCACUACAACCAAAGAGGACGGUGUCAACUUGACAGCAAUGGAAGUUUUUUUUGUGCCAAUGCGGUUGCAAAGCGAAAAAGGCUGAGGCGGAAUCUUAAACUGGGUAUAGGUUUGGGUAUUGGAAUCCUGGGCAUCUUGUUUAUCGGAGAAAUUGGUAGUAAACACUUUGGAGUUCCAUUAUUCUCCUACGACGAGCUUAGAAAAGCAACAAACAAUUUCGACCAUACUAAGGAACUCGGAGAUGGAGGUUUUGGUACUGUCUACUUUGGAAAACUUCCCGAUGGACGUGAAGUAGCUGUCAAACGUUUAUACGAACACAACUAUAGAAGAGUAGAACAGUUUAUGAAUGAAGUUAAUAUCCUGACAACUUUACGCCAUAAAAAUCUCGUGUCCCUCUAUGGCUGCACAUCGCGGCACAGCCGUGAACUACUGCUUGUGUACGAAUAUAUCUCAAAUGGCACCAUUGCAAGUCAUCUCCAUGGUGAAUUGGCCGAGUCCAACUUACUACCGUGGUCUAUACGAAUAAAAAUUGCCAUAGAGACUGCUACUGCCUUGACUUAUCUCCAUGCUUCUGGUAUCAUCCACCGUGAUGUGAAAACCAGUAACAUACUCCUUGACGACAAUUUUCGUGUUAAAGUUGCAGAUUUUGGCCUUUCAAGAUUAUUCCCUGAGGAUGCCACUCAUGUCUCCACAGCUCCGCAAGGGACACCAGGUUACCUUGACCCCGAGUAUCACCAAUUUUAUCAGCUUACUAGCAAGAGUGAUGUAUAUAGUUUUGGAGUUGUUUUGAUUGAGCUAAUAUCAUCUAAGCCUGCCGUUGAUAUAAACAGAAGUAGGGAAGAGAUUAACUUGUCAACUCUAGCAACAAAGAAGAUUCAAGAAAGUGCAAUUGAUGAGCUGGUAGAUCCUAGUCUUGGUUUUCGUUCAGACAAUGAGGUUAAUAGCAUGAUAGUUUCAGUGGCAGAAUUGGCAUUUCAAUGUUUGCAAAGGGACAAGGAGUUGAGACCUUCUAUGGAAGAAGUGUUAGAUGAACUUAGGAGAAUAGAGAGUGGGAGGGAUGUGGUUGAGGUUGUAGACGAAGCAGAUGUUGAUGCUGUUGGUGGUGGAUCUUCACACAGUAAUGUAAAUCCGCCACCAGCCUCACCUGAAUGGGAUGAAGUUGGUUUAUUGAGGAAUGUGAAAAAUAUGAAGCAUCCGUCUUCACCAAACACCGUCACUGAUAAAUGGGAAAGUAUUAGUACUACACCUAAUGCCAGUGCUUAA